Molecule: messenger RNA, 531 nt
Organism: Strigops habroptila (Kakapo)
Lineage: Eukaryota; Metazoa; Chordata; Aves; Psittaciformes; Psittacidae
Product: feather keratin B-4-like
Exons: 1
Coding region: 1-531 (176 amino acids)
Cellular component (GO): intermediate filament
Molecular function (GO): structural constituent of cytoskeleton
Source: RefSeq, a predicted model, not a curated record
AUGUCUUCCUACGGACAGAUGAUUAGCUCCCGCUGUACUGAGCCAUGUGAAGUAACAUGCCCACAACCAUAUGUCAACUGUUGGAAUGAACCUUGUGUCAGCUCGUGUGGAGAUUCAAGAGCAAUCGUGUAUGCGCCGCCUGUUGUUGUGACUUUUCCAGGACCCAUUAUCAGCUCCUGCCCUCAGGAAAGUUUUGUGGGAACUGCCAUGCCUGAAAUUGAGGGUCAGAUGGGCUCUGGAGGUGGAGGAAUGGGUUCCGGAGGUGGAAUGGGCUCCGGAGGUGGAGGAAUGGGCUCCGGUGGCUCCUGUGGUGGAGGCAGCUCCUACGGGAUGGGCUCUCAUGGUUCAAGCGGUUCUUGUGGUGGCAUGGGAGGGGGCUCAUAUGGUGGGGAGGGCUCAUGUGGUGGUGGACUCUCCCGUUUGGGAAGCUUUUACCGAAACUCAUAUUUUUCAGGAUAUGGUAGAUAUUAUUCUCCCUUUUUUUCCAGAGGGUAUUAUCGGUAUCGUUAUGGAACCUAUGGGCCAUUUUAA